Pecten maximus is the source of this 5124-nucleotide messenger RNA. RefSeq lists its product as uncharacterized. The transcript has 5 exons. The record is from RefSeq and is a predicted model, not a curated record. NCBI's taxonomy places the organism in Eukaryota, Metazoa, Mollusca, Bivalvia, Pectinida, Pectinidae. The coding region runs from base 387 to 1616 and encodes 409 amino acids.
UUCAAGUAACACACGAGAUUUACAUCUUUUACAAUACAUUCAGCUUCACUGUUCGUCAUGCGCAGUGGCAAAAAUCAAUAAUGAAUGUCGAUUGUGCGUGGAUGAAAGAGCGACUUCAUUCUAAGGCAGUUGGGAAUCCCCGAUUCUGUGCCAUGACACUGAAGUGCUAUCAAUCGACUGGCCAAGCUACCAUGAGUUCUCGGGGAGAGAGUGACCUUAACUUACAUCAUAGCGUGAUUGUAUUAAAACAUAUCGGUGUUUCAGGUGUACUGGUGUAAUAGGAGGAACCCUAGGAGGAUUACAAAUUCAUUCACAAUCUAUUUAUACAAGGCCACAUGCAACCCAGUAACAGGAGACCGGAGCCUGAUGUAAACACACUGUAAAAAAUGAAACCGUUCAAUGGACAAGCGAAGAUGUCAAACGGCACUGGUGAACAUGGCUGGCUGAACACUGUCAAAGCUGGAUACAAGCGAUGGAUUCUGGACAAGAUUGGACCUCCAGUGCCAGAGGAGAGGAAUAACACUCUUCUGAUCAACAUGGUCAAAAGUAUAGGGUGUAUGUUUUCAGUAAUUGGUGUGAUCACGACUAUGAGGUGGAUGCUGUCGUCUGCAUCCUCAAAUGUUCUCUUAGAAAACGGAUCGCUGACGUCAGCAGAACAGUGCACUGAUAUCAAUCACGAGAAUUGCCCGUGGUCUCACGUGUUUUCAGACUUAACCAAUCGUCUUCAUUUGAUGGAAAUGGCGUUCAAGGAGCAAGUGGUGGCGCGAGAGACAAUCGAGCGUGAAGUCAACAACCAGUCGGAUUUGAAUACAUAUUUAAAUGACAAAUUAGCCUUAUUCAACGAGAAAUUGGAAAAUAUUAGCAGGCAAUAUGAACAUAUGGAAACUAGGGUGUCACAGUUGGCCUCAAAGCUCAGAUAUGACGAAAUACUGGGACUUAUUUUAUUUCUUCUCGUACUGACCGAGCUGAUCUUAAAACUGGAGCCGUUUGUCCGCCAUUGGCUUGCCACGCGGGGGGCUGUAAGGGCGUCUCCGUCAGUGUCAACACCGCGCAGGUCUAAUGGCAAGGAGAUGUCUGGUAAAAAGGGCUCAUCUGGCUGUUCGACACCAAAACACAUUUUCCUGAGGAACGAAAUGUGUGUGCUUCUCUUCCGGAAAGAAAAUAACAAUAUUUUCACGUCUUUGAUUGAAGCGAUGCUAAAGAAUUUUACAGAAGUGAAGCUAGCCUCAAACCCAUUCUUCAUAAUUGAAAAUAUCAAUGACGUAAAAAACGUCCCGCCCGUGAAAUUGUAUGUGGUGAUAUGUGACUGUGAGGUGUCCUCUGGUAAAACCAACGGCUGGGAUCUCCAUAUAGCGGCCAUUAAAGUACUCAGGACUAUCACAGUGAAUGUAGUCGUCAUUGUAGCUAACGAUGAGGGGUCCAAAAAGAUGGUGGCACAUUCUAUGUACAAUGAGAAUCUUCGCCUUGUUCACCAUUUCGACUUACUGCACGACAUGGCUGCUAGUGGUAAGCUCUUCUCUAUGUGGCAGGAGAUGUCCUCCCACCAGAUGAGUCAUCUCCGCAAGUACAUGAGGACUGUGUUGAAUGUUCGGCCGAGUCUCACUCCAGUAAGAUGACUUUCGUCCGAAAUGACGACAUAGAAUCUGUGGGCAGUGAGGGAUGACAUAGGGUAUCGAGCAGAUUAACAAAUAAUCCAUGAAAUAACGAGGAGCUGUUAAUUGUGUGACGGAAUAACGAUGUUGUUGAUUGGUCAAUGCAAUAACGACGUUAUUGAUUGGUCAAUUGAAUCACGUCGUUGUCGAUUUUUAAUGAAAAACUUUUGAUUUGCUAAUGUAAUGACAAGACGUUGUUUAUAGAAUUAUAUUGUAUCUUAUGUUUUUAGGAACAGUUGUCAUGAUAAUGAUCUCAGAUUAGAGUAACAGAUGUGUUGUUUAAAGACAGACGAAAGAACGGAAAUGUCAUUGUAGUGUUGUGGGAGUUAUCGAACUUUAUAUAUGCAAGAAACAUGUUUGUGUUGAAAUGGUUUCACAUAGAAUGAAACAAAAGAAUUGAAUGAAUGAAAAACUGCUACCUGACCGCAAACAUUAUUGUAUAUGAACUGAAAUGCUAUAUAUUAUAUUGUCUUUAUAUAUAUAUUUUCACAUGACAUACAUGGUCAUAAUUGUUAACAUUAGGGCUGGUUAGCAAUGUUGGAACACCAACGACGCAUCAAGUUAUAUUGAAAUGUUAGUAAGUACUCCCUAGAAAUGAUGCAUAUUUCAUUUCUAAGCGUUGCUUAAAAACAAAGUCAAAUGCUCCAUUACAUAAUUUCUAUACCUUUCUGAUAUUUGAAUUCUCCUUUAAGGGUAUUACGUUUGGUUGGUUAUCUAGUGCCAAUAAAUAUAGAAAUGAAACAAUAAUCACGUGAUUUACACGUGGAGCGGUAUUAACAAUCUAGUUCAGUCCUCGUCCUUUCGAUGUUUGCCGACACAGGCUGACAUACAACUGUAGAUUUACUGACGAGAAAACCAGUCAGCGUGGCAGUUUUUCAUUCAGUGAUAAUCCUCAAUCAACUGUUCAUAAGCUUACUUUACAUAACAUCGUUGUAUGAUUUCAACUAGGGAAUAUAAGCGCAAUGCCAAUGUUGUAGGUGUAAGUUCGUCUAAAUAUGGUCAAUUUGAUUACAGUGGGAUAAGCUUGUACACAGUUAAGCAGCAGUUUGGCUCACUUUAAUGUCCAAACCUUCAUUGGACUGGGUUAAACAAUACUUUUAUACAACCAUACACAUUUCUGGUCAUACAUCUGGACAUACCAGGUUAUUUACUCUUAUUUCCUGAAAAUAAUCAUUUUGAUUUUGGUGACAUUUCGUGACAUCCACUUGUUCUGAUUACUAACGCUGAUAUCAUCAACAGCAUAAUUUAAAAGGAUAUUACGUGUCACUAUAAAUGAGAAACCUCCUCGAAAAUAUGGGCAGUUUGGGUACAUAAAUAACCCUUUAAUACUCUUAAAUAGAGGGGAGAUAAUUCAAUAGAUACCAAUAAUAAUUGGGUAUUUAUUGUUCUAAUUCUUUAUUUAUUUAAUGAGGAUCACAAACAGCCCUAGGGCUACGAGAUGCUCUCCUCAACACAUAAAACAAUACAGUAUGUACCAGACGUAAUCAUAACACACGCUCUCUCACUCACACAUACAUUCCAUAACAUAGAGAAGAUGAGGUGGAGAGGAAGGAUGAGGAUAGAGGGAAAGAGGUAAAGCAAAGAAAGUGAAGGAGGUGUGGAAGGGUGGGUAUCUGCCCAGACUACGAUCAUGUAUAUUUAGUAUGAACGUAUACGAGUUCGACGCUAUCAUUAAAGACAUAUUUAUAUUUAAAGUUAUUUGAUAAUAGUGCAUUGGCAUUCUGUUAAAUAUAUAUAAUGUAAUUAUAAACUCCCCGGCCUUAGCGAUUUAUCUAGCAAACACUUGUGAAGGAGAUGUUUCGGUCCAUGAACUUCCCUGAGCCUUUUGAUUGUUUUGAAGAUGACAUAUAACCGCCGUACAUAAGCUUAUUUCCAUAUACGAUAUACAUUACCAAUUUUCUAUUUGGUGCAAGGUUUUUUGUUUUUUGUUUUGUUUUUUUUUACAGAUAGAAAACCUGUUUUAUUGUUUUAUGGUCGACUGGGCAACCAAUGUCGGGCUGGAUAUGGGCUCAGUAUAUCUCACUUCAUUAGCUUCGCAAUCACAAUACGAAAAUGUGGAACACUGACACAUCCAUAAUUAUUAUGGAGGAUAAUAAUAAGGUUACGAUAACUUGCGCCCUAUCCUUUUGUGUCGUACAAUAUAAUUGAUAGAAAUAGUAAGCAUGAUUCCUAUUAAUCAGGUUAAUGGUACAAAAGGAUACCGCGUGUUAGACAUUGGACUAUUUCAUUCAACUAAGCGUGAGGUUUCAUGCUCGUGCAACUACUAAUACCGGUCAUGGCACGACUACAAACGUCAUCGCUUCACGAGCAUGAUUUUUAACGACACAUGUUGACUGAACACGUCGUCAUCAGGACAGGCUGUGACUAUACACGUUAUUGUCAGGCUACGUGUUGAAUGUACACGUCAUUGUCAUGCCACUUGUUGAAUGUACACGUCAUCGUCAGGCCACGUGUUGAAUGUACACGUCAUCGUCAGGUCACCUGUUGAAUGUACACGUCAUCGUCAGGCCACGUGUUGAAUGUACACGUCAUCGUCAGGCCACCUGUUGAAUGUACACGUCAUCGUCAGGCCACCUGUUGAAUGAACACGUCAUCAGCAGGGCACAGGUUGACAAUACACGUCAUCAUCGGGCCGCGCCCUGACUUUACACGUCAUUAUGACACUUGUUGACUGUACACGUCAUCAUAAUAUGACACACGUCGACUAAUUACCUCAUCAUGGUAUGUGUUGACUAUACACGUCAUCAACAGAACACGUACUGACUAUAUACGUGAUAAUCAUGAUACGUAUAGACUGCACACGUCAUGAUCAGGAUACGCAGUGACUAUACACGUCAUCACAAUGACACGUGUUGACUAUGCACGUCAUCAUCAGGACACGUGUUGACUAUAUACGUCAUCACAAUGACACGUGUUGACUGUACACGCCAUCAUCAGGACACGUGUUGACUAUAUACGUCAUCACAAGGACACGUGUUGACUGUACACGUCAUCAUCAGGACACGUGUUGACUAUAUACGUCAUCACAAUGACACGUGUUGACUGUACACGUCAUCAUCAGAACACGCGGUGACUGUACAUGAUAUCAUAUUACGUGUUGACUUUACACGCGUUGUCUAUAUAAACACACUUAUCAUUUCUCUGCCAGUCAUCUAACAGGUAUAGAUAGUUAUCAUUCGAUAGUGGUUCGGGAGUGGUAUGUGCAUAUCAAUGGGUAAUUGAGAUUCAUAUUGUGAUUAUAGAAUUGAGUAACAAACAUCUAUAAAUAUCGAGUGAAAUAGUUUGGGCGUGAUUUAAUUAUUGGGUAAAAGUGUGACCAUCAUUAUGUGUUUGAGUGUAUAUACUGGGAGAGCGAGAUUAGAAUGACGAUUGAUGUAAAUAAGACGUUUACGUCAAUAUAAAUUGAUUACUAUUGUAAACGUUGUACAUAUGGCAGUAUUUUAUUGAAUAAAAUGCCUGUGAUAACAUUUAA